Messenger RNA from Drosophila ficusphila, 4933 nucleotides. RefSeq names its product serine/threonine-protein phosphatase 2B catalytic subunit 3 (gene CanA-14F). NCBI's taxonomy places the organism in Eukaryota, Metazoa, Arthropoda, Insecta, Diptera, Drosophilidae. The coding region runs from base 1046 to 2842 and encodes 598 amino acids. Gene Ontology annotation, molecular function: calmodulin-dependent protein phosphatase activity; calmodulin binding. Gene Ontology annotation, biological process: calcineurin-mediated signaling. The transcript has 2 exons. The record is from RefSeq and is a predicted model, not a curated record. Gene Ontology annotation, cellular component: cytoplasm; calcineurin complex.
ACGGCUGCUUUAAUUGUGACGUUGGCAACCCUAAAACCGAGACCAUGCAUAUUUUAAUUUUUGCAAAGCGGGUGAUACUACAAACAAUCAAAUGAACGAACGAAUGAACGCAAAAGAUGCAGGCGGCAGUCAGGCAGGCAUGCAUGUAUUUACUUGUUGGAUAAACAUUGAAAAUACAGAACGCCGAAUUUAUGGAUUCAGUUGAAAUGUUACAAAUAUGUGUGCGUGCUUGCGGCUUGCGGAUAUGUGGGUGGGUUGGUUGCUUCUUUUGGGUGGCCAGACCUGGCACACAUGUUUAUCGCAUGAUAUAAACCACCGACCGAACAAUGCCUGCCAGAAUUUAAACCGCAAACCCCGCCUAGCAUUCUGCUAAAACGAAAAAUAAAUACCGAAGAAACGCAACCGAACGAAACGAAAGCAACAACAACUGCAGAAGACGGACACAAAAAAAAGAAUAAAACAACACUAAAUAAAAAUAACAAAAAAAAAAAACAAACAGAAAAAACGGCAGCAAGAAAAGUUAGUCUCUGUAGGACUGACACCUGUACAAAGCGUCAAUAAGUGAGGCCAAGUGGGCUAUUAAAUGCCAAGUUAAUGGGUUGAACAAAUUGUUUUUACCAGUCGGUGUUGUUAUUUUCCGCUGUUGUUCAUUUCGCUUCGCUUGGAGUAGACGCAUUGAAUGCAUGUCCACCGGGCCGCCAGUCUGAUCGACUUAUGUAAAACCACCGAUAAGCAAAGCAGCGUGAGGAGCAACAGCCAGUGAACCAGGGGAACCCGAUUGCCCAGGCCAAGAAGGAAGCCAGGAAGAGCAGCAAAGGAAACGAAACAGCAGGGGGAAAAGGAGAGGAAACAGGACAAGGUCAAGGAGCAACACCAGUCGGUGUGUGGAGCAGAAGCUGGCGCAUCUGGGGCAGUGACACGCGAGCACAGGUGGUGGUGGUCAGCCCAGCGUAGCAGCGUAACUCCUGGAAGUCAGCAGUCAGCAGUCAGCAGCCAGCAGUCGGUAGUCAGUCAAGGACGGCAAGGCAGGCGGACAGAGGCAAUCAUGUCUUCGCCGGCGGCGCAGAGCAACAGCAGCAGCAGCAGCAGCCAGCCGCAGUCCGCCGCCCAGCAGCAGCAGCAACAACAACAACAGCAGCAGCAGAAUCAAAAGGCCAAUGUCAACAAUACCACACACGAUAGCAAGAACAAUGCGGCGGCGACGACGGGGACGGCAGGAGGAGCAGCGGGAUCCGCUGGAGCGGCGAGCACACAACAGCAAGGGCAGGGGCAGGGGCAAGGCGGUAGCGGUACGGGCAACUCGAGCGGACCAAGCAGCCCCACCAAGCGCAGCACAAUAUCGACAAAGGAGCGUGUGAUCGACAGCGUACCCUUUCCGCCGUCCCGCAAACUCACCUGCGCGGAUGUGUUCGAUGCGCGGACCGGCAAGCCGCAGCACGAUGUCCUCAAGCAGCACUUCAUACUGGAGGGCAGGAUCGAGGAGAGCGCCGCCCUGCGCAUCAUCCAGGAAGGCGCCACCCUGCUGCGCACGGAAAAGACGAUGAUCGACAUUGAGGCCCCGGUGACGGUCUGUGGGGAUAUUCACGGUCAGUUCUACGAUCUGAUGAAGCUGUUCGAGAUCGGAGGCUCGCCGGCGACCACCAAGUAUCUGUUCCUGGGCGACUACGUCGAUCGGGGCUACUUCAGCAUCGAGUGCGUGCUGUAUCUGUGGUCGCUGAAGAUCACCUAUCCGCAGACGCUGUUCCUGCUGCGCGGCAACCACGAGUGCCGGCACCUGACCGAGUACUUCACCUUCAAGCAGGAGUGCAAGAUCAAGUACUCGGAGCGCGUGUACGACGCCUGCAUGGACGCGUUCGACUGCCUGCCGCUGGCGGCGCUGAUGAACCAGCAGUUCCUCUGCGUGCACGGCGGCCUGUCGCCGGAGAUCCACGAGCUGGAGGACAUACGGCGGCUCGACCGCUUCAAGGAGCCGCCCGCCUUCGGCCCCAUGUGCGACCUGCUGUGGUCGGACCCGCUGGAGGACUUCGGCAACGAGAAGAACUCGGACUUCUACACGCACAACUCCGUGCGCGGCUGCUCGUACUUCUACAGCUACGCCGCCUGCUGCGACUUCCUGCAGAACAACAACCUGCUGUCGAUCAUCCGGGCGCACGAGGCGCAGGACGCCGGCUACCGCAUGUACCGCAAGAGCCAGACCACCGGCUUCCCCUCGCUGAUCACCAUCUUCUCGGCGCCCAACUAUCUCGACGUGUACAACAACAAGGCGGCGGUGCUGAAGUACGAGAACAACGUGAUGAACAUCCGGCAGUUCAACUGCUCGCCGCACCCCUACUGGCUGCCGAACUUCAUGGACGUGUUCACCUGGUCGCUGCCCUUCGUCGGCGAGAAGGUCACCGAGAUGCUGGUGAACGUGCUGAACAUCUGCUCCGACGACGAGCUCAUGACCGAGGAGAGCGAGGAGCCGCUCUCGGACGACGAGGCGGCGCUGCGCAAGGAGGUGAUCCGCAACAAGAUCCGCGCCAUCGGCAAGAUGGCGCGCGUCUUCUCCGUGCUGCGCGAGGAGUCCGAGUCGGUGCUGCAGCUGAAGGGGCUGACGCCCACGGGCGCCCUGCCCCUCGGCGCCCUCUCCGGCGGCAAGCAGUCCCUGAAGAACGCCAUGCAGGGCUUCUCGCCCAACCACAAGAUUACCUCGUUCGCGGAGGCCAAGGGCCUUGACGCCGUCAACGAACGGAUGCCGCCGCGCCGGGAUGCCACGCCCUCGCCGGCGGAGGAGGGCCAGAAAUCACUGUCAGCCGCGGCAGCAGCAGCGGCCAAUGCAAAUGCGAAUUCAAUCAAUGGAUAAUUCUAAGUCAGUUAGCCACAGCCACAGCUAAAGCUAAGUAACAGUCAAGUUAGUCAGUCGGAUCGAUGGAUGGAUGGUUGAUCGGUGGGAUCUGUGGAUCUGUGGGAUCUGCGGAUCUGUUGGGGAUCGAAGGAGGAGCAACAGCAAAGUCAGUUGGUAGUCGACAGUUAAGCAGCAAAACGGUGGGAGGGAGUCAGCAGAACAGUUCGAAAGAGAAGAAUAGUCUCAAGUUCGGCUCAAAGAAUAUUACAAAAAAACAACUGGGCGGCAUACAGACAAAAAAAUAACACAGCUAAUUGAAAGAUCAUGAUAUACUGAAGGCGAAGUUGAUCGAGGAUAGUAAGGAUCAAGAGCAGAGACACCACAACAACAACAGCAACACGAAACAACACAGCAAGCGUUAACGAGUACUUAUUGGUAUUAAAAAGCAAGCAGUUAAAAGUAACAAUGCGAAACACCCCCUAAAAACGGAAACUAAUUAUAAAGUUGAAAGAUUAUAGAGUUAUAUAUAUAUACGUAUAUAUAUAUAUAUCAAAAUUUUGUGCAACGUUAUAUCAAAAGAGCAAAUGUAAAAGCUAAGCGAAAGUUUAAAAAAAAGAGAGCGCAUGCGCCCCAGGCUUUUGGCAAGCAGUUGAAAAAUGAAGCAGUAGACAGAUGCAAAAGCAGUUGCAAGUUGCGCGCAUUCCCCCAUUUAAAGCAAAAAUCUAAAUACAAGCAAAUUAGGUAAUUUAAAUUAUUUGCUAACAAAUUGUAAAACGAAUCGAAAAACAACUUUCAUCUCUGUAAAGUCAAACUAAAACGAAGUGACAAAAGCUAAAAGAGAACUAAAUCUAGCAUCUUAACUGAAACUAAAGUUAAAAGAAAUUCUACUACUUUCGUUGUGUGGCGUCUGCGGCGACUUCUUCUCAAAAACAAACAAAAAAAUAUACAAAAAAAAAAAAAACAAAAAAUGAAAGAUUGAAACAACUUCCUACAACAACAACAGCAGCAACAAUAUUUUACUACAAUAUUUUAAUACAAGAACAAGAAACGACUGAAUCUCUCUCUAUCUAUCUAACUAUCCGACUCUUUCUCUCUCACACACACACACACACACACACACACCCACAUCAUACAACACACCACACCAUACACGUACAUUAACAAAACGAGGCCAUGAUCCAACUCAAAGUUGAUCAGCCUCGCCGAUCGUUUAUCGGUAAUCGUUUAUCGUCGCCAUUGUCGCCUCACACUCUCUCAUCUGGUGAUUGUGUAUGUGGUCUUUAUAUACGUGCCAUCUUUGUCGUAGUCAUUAGCUGAAUAUAUAAUUAAUACAUUUGCAUGGGCCGCAGCGAUGCAGGCGCCAGUGUUGUGCCACCCCACCUCCAGCCGGCCACCAAUCGAAAUAAUCGAACUAAUCGAAGUUAUCGAAAUAAUCGAAUCUCAAGGCGCGUCGAUUCUUAAACCCUCCCUCCCUCCCCCUCUUCUCCAUUGCAACCCACGUUCCCCUCCGUCAUUUGCGCCUGCGUCGUCUUCGUGAGCGUGUGCAAAUCCUUUUUAUACUUAAUGGAAUUUUAGUUACUUUUUAAAGUCGAUGGAUGAGAUGAAGAUGAUAAUGUAGAGGAGAAAUUAAAGGGGGAUAAUAUGAUGAUCAGAGCAGAACAGAGCAGAAGCCUAACUGAAGAAUAUGUAAUAAACGUGUGCAAAGGGAAUUUUGUUAUUUCUUAAAUUUUUAUAUUUCUUGUUAAUUUUUUUAUAAUUUGUAUUUAUUGUAAACUAUUUAUAUAUAUACUUAUAUAUACACACACAAUCAGCAACACACAUAAUAUAAAUACAUAAAUAUAUAUUUAUAAACUAAAUUGUUGUUUCUACUUCAUUAUUGUUUACUACACCUUUUUCUAUAAGCGUUAAGUAAUUUAAUUAAAUGAAUUUAAUAAAAUGAAAAAUUAAACAAACAAAAAACCGCCUGCAGCCAAACAGGGCAAGGCAAAACGUUUUCUUAAACAAAAAUAAUUAUAUUCUACAAUAAGACGUAAGGGAAGAAUCAUUAACAACAACAAAAAAAAAAAAACCGAACUAUGUGAAUUAACUAUUAAGUUUAAAUUAUACAAA